This is a messenger RNA of Ceratitis capitata (Mediterranean fruit fly), 2004 nucleotides long. RefSeq names its product coiled-coil domain-containing protein 22 homolog. NCBI's taxonomy places the organism in Eukaryota, Metazoa, Arthropoda, Insecta, Diptera, Tephritidae. Gene Ontology annotation, molecular function: cullin family protein binding. Gene Ontology annotation, biological process: positive regulation of ubiquitin-dependent protein catabolic process. The record is from RefSeq and is a predicted model, not a curated record. The transcript has a single exon. The coding region runs from base 305 to 1984 and encodes 559 amino acids.
UUUAGUAACAAUUGUCACUGUCCACCAGCUCACCGAACAGGAGUUAUGUCACCUUUAACUGCAUAUCGAUGUUGUACUACAACAAACGAUAGCUAAAAAAUUGUCGACAUCUCUAUUUCAUAAAGCCAACAGCUGAUAAUCAUAAAUUUAUUUGGUAGACAAUGAAUUGUUUACAUUUGAUUUUAUAAAGACAAAAAUUGAGUGAACAAAAUAUAAACGCGAUUUGGUUGUAAACAAUUCAAAACCACAAAGUUUCCAUAUAAAGUACAUUUAUCAUAACAGGCCGUUCAUCUAUUAUUGACAAAUGGACGAAGUUGAUAAAAUUAUCGUCCACUCGCUGAAUCAGAUUGGUUGCCACAUCGAUGAUCAGUGUACUAUGGCUGACUUCACGCCUACUCUACUGGUACGCACAGUAUCGCAAUGCUUGAAAAAAAUUCAACCAUUAUCGACAAAUAUACCACAAGAACUACCAGAAGGCCUUGCUAUGGCACAGCGAUUCUCUAUAGCUACUACGAUGUCAGCAAUUAUAUCCAACCUUAAUUACCGUGGCGACAUUGGAUAUCAGACUUUUUUAUACCCCAACGUGGUAGAUGUUCGUAAAUUAUUAAUGUUUCUUAUAGAAAAAAUUCCGCGCGAUGAAGUGAAAACGGUAACCCAAGUCGGAUCUUUUUCCGACGACUUGGACAUUUGGCGUAAAAAUGUUAAGGAGACAAUUGCACAACAGUUACGCAAACCAUGGAUUCCGCAAUACUGCCGUAACGUGGCUCCUGCACGAAACUUUGGUUUCGGUAGUCAGAUAACCCACUUUAAACCACAUCACAAUCUGAUGCUGUAUGCUAAAAAGUUACCAUUACAAAAUGAUUACGCUACACAGCAUAAAAUAAUGAACAUUUUCCAACAAACGGCGAAGCAGGACUUUGAUCUCAUAAGCUCAGUACUACAUCAAAAUUCUUUUGAUUUAUAUUUGAGCGAAGUUAUAACAAGCGGAGGGCAAUUGAAGAUAUCUCCCCAAGAAAAUUAUCUUUACAUCGCUGGUGCAGGCGAAUCUGGAAGUCCAACCCUAAAUGAUCUACCAGAGGACAUAAACCCUCUUAGCAAACUUACAGCGGAGCUUAACAAUCUUAAGGGUGAAAAUGCUGAGCUUCUAGCUAAAAGAAAAAUAUUAAUAAACAAUAUAAACAGCAUGAAAGAUCAACAAAACUUAGUUCAGAAAGAAUUAGAAUGUAUUCGACCAGAAGUAAAAAUACAUGAACGUGCUUCCUUGGUUUUGGAUAAUCCCAAAGAAAAUAUAGCCAAAUUGGAAACCCUCAUUCAAACUGUUUUAGAACGCCGUAAAAACUUGGAUCAGCAAUGGCAAGACUAUCGAAAGCCCAUGUUGGACAGAAUUGAGACUAUGAAAUGUGAGAAACAUCUAAGCAAUGCUAAAAAUGCAAAAGAAUUUAGUGAGAUAAUCAAACAGCUGGAGCAAGAUUUGUACGAAAAGAAAGUACAACACAACCAACUUAGCGCUGAGUUGAGAGCGGUUGGAAAUGAUCGAGCAGCGCCGCGCAAUGAAUACAUACAUAGAAUUUUGGAGUUCAUUUCCAAUAUACGAAAGCAACGUAACGAUAUUUACAAAGUUCUAGAUGACACAAGAGAUCUACAAAAGCAGUUGAACUCUAUUUCCGCACAAUUACAACGGCAAUUUUGUUAUACAGAUGACCUACUUUUUCAAACAGCUAAACACGACGCCCAUUCCAAAUUAGCAUAUAAACUUCUUGCCACACUACACUCCACUUGCAAUGAGCUUGUUGAUCUUGUAGCGAAGACCGGAAAUGUAACAAAUUCUUCACGCGAAAUAGAGGUACAAAUUGACCGCGAGAAAACGAAAAAUGUAACAGAGAGCCUCGAACAAAUAACAGCAGACAUACGAAACUUCGAGAAUUUAAUUCACAACAUUCAGACCGAAAUACGAGGAAUUGAAAACGAAAUUUCAAAGGCUUAAAUCGUAGGAUAUUUGUAGUU